AUACGUUUUGGACUCACUGUAAGCUAUAGGGAGCUUUCAGACAUCUCUGUACAAAAUCAUUGCCUUCACUUGCACAACAUACCUCCCUUGUCUCAGUAAAUAUAUUUAUACCUGGUGUUUUGUUCUGGGUUUUUUUAAGCGAGAAACAGGAAAUAAUAGAUAAAGAAGUAAACAGUUCUAACAAUGCAAUGAGGAACUUAACCAGUUGGGAAAAAAAUGCAGUAUGUACAGUAGAUAUUUCUUUUGUUUUGCUUUGUUUUUUUUAAUAGUAGGUGUUUGGUUUCCGGGGUUUUUCCACCUUAAUACUAAUGACUGUGUGAUUCCAGAGAAAGAGGAAUGAUUAGUUUGCACCUUGGGAAACUGCAUGCCCCAACAAAACUGUUUAUCUUCAGCCUGCCUUUCUUCUUCAGUCACAAGUAGGUCUUAUGUGUAGCUCUUAUCUCUUUCUGAAGAUGCAGCUCGAGAUGCCUGCAUUUCCCUCAACCUGACAGCUCUGCAUUUGUGAGUUCAAGCUAAAAAAAGGUGGCAUCGCUGUCAUCCACGAUGACUUCACCCCCAUCCACGGGUCAUGAGGGUUCAGUUUUGAGAGCUCAAACGAUCUCGAAAAACUGCAGCAUUACGGAUUUCAAGGAGUUAAUGUUUCCCAUCGCCUACCUGUUAGUCUUUAUUCUAGGUGUUGUAGGCCACUCUGUCUCCCUGUACAUCUUCUUCAGUGUGUGGAGGAAGAAGAGGGGUCUGACUACAGUCAACCUGUUCAUGGUUAAUCUGUUGGUGUCCGACCUUAUGCUGGUGUGCUCGCUGCCCUUCAGAGCUUCUUACUACCUGUCAGGCUCUCAUUGGAAAUUUGGCAAGCUGGCCUGCAGUCUCAUAUUCUAUGUCUUCUACCUGAACAUGUACACAUCAAUUUAUUUCUUGGUUUCCCUAAACAUCAUGCGAUAUUUGGCACUUUUCCAUCCCUACCGCUACAAACACUUGCAAAAAUGGUGUAAAGGACAGUUGGUUUGUUUUUUAAUCUGGCUGUUUGUCGCAGUGACCUCAAGUCCUUUGUUGCUGUUGGGUCAGAACAGAAAUGCAAGCCAAGAGGGUGAUCAGCAAUGCAUGGAGCUAAAAAACAAUAACCAAACCAUCCAGCUUUUAAUCAGUAUUAACAAUGCAACUUUGGCUGUGGGCUUUGUGCUGCCUUUAGCGUUUAUCUUGUGGUGCUCCGUGUUGGUAGCUUACAGAUUACUGAAGCCUGGUCCGUCCCAGCGCACGAUCAACAUCUCAAAGAAAAAAGCCUUCACUUUGGUCAUCAUCAGCCUCUGCUUAUUCAUCAUCUGCUUUUUGCCAUAUCAUGUCAUGAGGACAAUCUUUUUAUACAGUGAACUGAACGUGAGCAAUGACAGUUUCUCCUGUGAGUUCAUCUGGCCAGUGCGUAAAGCAGCAGUGGUGACACUUUGUUUGUGUGUAGCCCACAGCUGCCUGGAUCCCAUCCUGUUCUUUUUUGUAGGAGAACAUUUUAGAACUUUCUUUAAAAACCUGCUAAGCAGAAGGACAAACGAAAUGGACGAAAGAAGAAGAAGCCAGCAGGAGGCAGAAUUGCAGAGCCUCCAGAAAUAAGCCUUCAAGGUUUUUAUUUACUCAGAUUCAAUUCAUGUACCAACAGUAUCCAGUAAUGCUAAAGGUUAUGAUUAAGAAGCAUUUCAUUAUCCAAACAUUAAAUAUUCUAUAGGAUGUAAAAGGUUUAGGUGGUAAUCAGUCUUCCUACAUUGAUGUGAAAAUAAGGUUUGCUUCAUAAUAUGUUAUAAUAAUGCAUCUAAAACAUUCUCUUAUGGACUGAAACUAAUAUUACACUAAUAUUAAAAAAAUAUCUGUACUUGAGAUAAGCAACAAAUAUUCAUACUAGAAUGUCCAUGUCAUGUAGAAUGUUAUGUCCAUGUCAGCUGCUUUGGUCUAAUCUCUAAUAAUAAUGACACGUUUGUCUUUGAGAACUUUAUGAAUCUUCUGAACUGAAUUCUUGAAAAAGCAAGUGUGGCAAACAUUUCCUUUUACAUUUAGCCUACACAUAGAUGAUGGUUAUUAUUUUGGAAUUAAAAAAUUUGGAAUGAAAGCUGGUUUUACACUAUACAAUUUUUUUAGUGAUUCUGAGUAGAGAUUGUACUGAAAAAUCUGAAGAACUCUGAAUGUAUCCCCAAUUGCCAUGAUGAAACUGGCUCUCAUGAGGACUGUUCCAAUAGCAAGACCAAGAGGUACUUUGGCUGCGUGGGAUACGUUUAUUAGAAUUACUAUCACCUCUAUUCUUCAAGCAAUUCCAUAUUUGCUCUGUCAUAAUACAAAGUGAAAACAAUAAAAAUAAAGAAAAGCCACUGAAUAAGAAA
Tachysurus vachellii is the source of this 2357-nucleotide messenger RNA. RefSeq names its product cysteinyl leukotriene receptor 2a (gene cysltr2a). Gene Ontology annotation, cellular component: plasma membrane. The coding region runs from base 544 to 1599 and encodes 351 amino acids. NCBI's taxonomy places the organism in Eukaryota, Metazoa, Chordata, Actinopteri, Siluriformes, Bagridae. Gene Ontology annotation, molecular function: G protein-coupled receptor activity. The transcript has 3 exons. Gene Ontology annotation, biological process: G protein-coupled receptor signaling pathway. The record is from RefSeq and is a predicted model, not a curated record.